Molecule: messenger RNA, 5069 nt
Organism: Medioppia subpectinata
Lineage: Eukaryota; Metazoa; Arthropoda; Arachnida; Sarcoptiformes; Oppiidae
Source: the annotation of a GenBank genome assembly
GUUCUCGUGAUCAACGGUUUCGACAUUCGGUUGGAGAAAAUGAUUUGGAACUUCAUUUCGGGACGUAAUUAAUGGCCAAACAAUAGGUCUUUGGGCGCAGUCGCGCGCAGAGGAGAGAAUCUUCGGAAGAAUUGAAAACAUUUUCCGUUUUUUUGUCGACUUUUUAGCGAAAAAUGAUUUAAUUUUUGAGAAAUUGUUCGAAAUUUAUGUCAAAAUGUUUUAUGAGAUUCUCGUCUUCUGAUUGGACGAAGAAUUCGAACCGAAAGUCGAAUAAAAUGUCAGAAUUUUGAAUUCAAAAAACGGAAUAAUAGUCUUUCGAACGCUUCGAUUGGUUGGACGCACGCGCACAACACAUGGGCAACAAAAUAUCGUGUUCGACAUGCAAUCCCAAGCCGUUGCCUCAGCAGAGAGUGUCGCGCGCGGACGGCGGCCAACAGGCGCUGGGAAGACGCGACGGUCACGUGUUGCGGCUCUGGGCGGAAGUGUUCCACGUCUCGGCGUCGUCGGGCGCCGUGCGCUGGACGCAACUCUCGGACGACUUGGUGCCGGUCACUGUGACGCAGGCGCAGCAGCGCUUCCACGUGACGGCGUACAACUCGCGAGUGGACAAAGUGCUGGACACGUGGUUAUCGGCCACGCGUUUGGGUCAGGCGUCCAAUUGCUUCGUGUACUGGAAGGACGCCGUGAGUGGCGACACCUGGGGUCUCAACUUCACGUCUGCGGCCGACGCGCGCGCCUUCCGGGAGUGCAUUUCGGCGCAGCGCGACUUUCGGCGCGCGGAAUCGAGUUAUUCGCUUCGAGGCGACAAACGCGACGACAGGAGAGACGACGCGACGUCGAAGACGACGCAAAGGACGCAUUCGUCGCAACCCAACAGCCCUUCGAAGCAGAAGUAUUUGCAACAAUUGAAUGCAAACCAAUGCACGUGUGAUUGCAUGACGUCAGACGCGCUGCACAAACAGCGCAACGGACGCAUUCGUUACGCGACGUUCACGCGCCAGGACUCGUCGGGAACGACGCAGUCGUCCAAAAGCGACGGAUCGCUCGUUCGGCGCCAACACGAGAGACAGCAGUACUUCGCCAAUCGAGGUCACGUGCGCUCGAUGGAGGACCAGAUGCGCGCCAAGAGUCAGCGCGAGAUGCGGUCGACGACAGCGCGACGACCGGAGGACGACAAGCAGACGCCGCGGACGACGACUCAGACGCAAAGUGCGGCGCAAUUGCGCUCCAAGUCUCAGGAAGACGUGCGACGCGUGGCGACGACGGCGACGACGACCGACGACCUGAUGUGCGACAGAAUCACGACAACCACGGCUUCCACGCUCUCGUCGGAAGCGCUGAAGCGGAUGCUGCGAGACGUGACGUCAGCCAAUCAGGACGCGCGCCAUCACGAGCGCCCGAAAUCGUUGUCGGAAAUGUGUCAGUCACGUGACACAAUGGACAGAUCGCGCUCUCAUCGGUCGCUCGAAGGACGCAGACGUUCGCUGGAAAGGUCGCAAUGCGUGGAUCUCACCGACGCGUCGCCGCCGACGCCGCGCCACCGCGUGACGGAAGAGACGGCAUUGUUGGACGACUACGAGACGGAACUGCGACGACGACUGGCGACACAGACGUCGCGGGAGUCGCGCGAAGACGCGAUGGAAGUGUUCGAGUCGUUGCUGAAGGAGUCGAUGGACGACGUGGCGACGCUCAUGCGCGAAGUGCAGCAGGAGUUGCAGCAGAUCCGCGCGGAGGAGAAGCGCUUCAAGUCCCUCUCGUCGCAGUCGCUGCUGGGGCUGAGCCGCUCCUCCGCGCCCAUCCUCGACACGCUCUCCAUCGACGGCCAGUUGCCCUUCUGCUCGCUCGGCGGCCACGCGUCGUCUCUGGCGUCGCACUUGCCGUUCGAGUCGUUAUCGAUCGCGUCGAUGAUGACGUCAUCAGAGCCGCGGUUCGUUCACAGACACAGAGAUGGCGUUCGCGUCGACGACUGCGAAUUCGCGUUCCUUUCCAAAGUGUCCGACGACGAGAAGGCGUCGCUGACGACAGCCAUCAGCGACGACGACGACAUCGAGUCGCCUCUGCGCGCGCGCUCCGGCACUUCGGGUGAGUGUGACGUCACUGGACGGCUUCUCACGUCUCUCUCUUCAACAGCGGCCAACUUCGAGUGUUUGGGAUCUGUUCGCAAAUCGGGCUUUCUUUGCGUCAAGAAAUGGUUGCUAAGGAAACGCCAUUCGCUGGAGUUGGCGCGUCGUCGCGGCUGGAAGGGAUAUUGGGUGUGUCUGAAGGGAACGACGCUUCUGUUCUACAACUGCGAGUCACGUGACGGCCACGCCAUCGACGCCGCGCCCAAACACCUCAUCUUCGUGGACGCGUGUCUCGUGCAGACGGUUCCCGAACACCCGAAACGCGAUCACGUGUUCUGUUUGUCCACAGCGUUCGGCGACGCGUACUUAUUGGACGCCCCGUGUCUCGAGGAGCGCGACGCCUGGGUUUCCGCCAUUCACAGCGCGUGCGCCGCGCAGAUCGCCCGCAACUCGGGGAAGGCGGCCGUGAGUCACGUGAUCGCGGAGGAGAUGGCGCGCAUCGAACGCACUCUGGAGGCGGACGCGCGGUCGCGGCACGAGACGGAACUGUUGUUGACGUGCGUCGCCGCCGACGACCAGAAGCAACGACAGGCGCUCGUCAACGCAAUAAUGGUUUCGGAGGAGAAGCACGAGAAACAACGAAUCGAAAUAUUUCGUCUCAAGUGCUAUCUCAGCGCCGUCGAGUCGUCGGACGAAAUGCCGAAUCCGAAGACAACGCUUUCGCUGACGAACAGAAGAACGAAGUCUCAGUUGAACCGUUUGGGCGUCUUCACCGUUUCCUCGCUUCACGGUCGGUCACUCAGUGGUCACUCAUUGGCUAACUUUGAGUCUCUCUCUCUCUCUCUAGCGUUCAAUUGCGCGAAGAACCCGUCGAUUGUCGGAAGUCUUUUGCGACGACAGAAGAGCGAAGAGAAGGACGUGUUGGCGACGACACGCGACGACAAACUGACAGAAGUGGAAGUGUUGAUGACGACGACAGGCGAACGACGCGUCGUCAGCGUGUCGUCUGAGUGGACGUCCGAACAAUUGCUUUUGCAUUUAAUGACUUCGCAUUCCAACGCUCGCGAGUAUUACGUCUCUCAGAACUCGCGAAUCGUCAACAGAAGCCAAUUGUUGGGCCAUUUGUCGCGCGAUUUGCUGGAAAUCAUUCCCAAAGUGUUGUUCACAGUGGAGUUGUCACGUGACACCAAUGAAGUGCUUUUCGGCUUUUCUGUCGAAUCGGAAUUAACGGCCAAUGAUUUGUGUGUUUACGUCUCGCGCGUCGAAAAUCAAAGCAUCGCCGCUUCUCAUGGUUUGCGACGUUUCGACGAAUUGGUGGUCAUUAACGGCGCUCUCGUUCACGACUUGGACAUGAUGUUUGUGGAAUCGCUUCUUCAGGAGGAAUGCAAUCUCUGUUUGAUGAUCCGUUCGGCGCGAGACAACACUCAGCACAACGACGACAACGGCGCUGUCGUCGACGACCAGAACGUCGUCGAGACGACGGACGACAUGAUAGAGUCGUUGGUGUGUCCGCCGCCGCCGGAAGACGCGAACGCCGUCACUCUCAUCAACAGCGAACAACUCAAAGACCUGAUUGUGCCAAAAGUGGACUCUUUUUUACCCAAACAGAACUCUUUCUCGCAAUUAAUCCAUUUUCCCGCACAAAACGCUGACGACAGCCGUCGCCCCGAACGACAGUUGACGACAGCGACGCCCUCUUCGGACAAAAUGCGAAAAGUGGUGAAAGAGCUCGUGGACACCGAAGUGUCCUAUUGUUCAUCGCUGGAACAGCUGUUGUCGCUGUAUUUGGAGCCGUUGUCGCGCGAGACGACACUUCUGUCGCAGUCGGACAUUGCAGUGCUGUUCGGAUCCAUCAAAGAGAUCAUCAGAAACCAGAAACAGUUCAAAAGCGAAUUGCAAUCCAUUGUUGACGACAACGGCGACGACAACCAGCCGCUGGACGUCGAGGCGAUCGCGCGCUCUUUCCUCUCGCAUUCCAACGCUUUCCGCAAUUACUCGACGUUCUGCGCCUCGCAUUCACGCGCUGUGAAGCUCCUGUCGGACGAGAAGAGCGCGCAGAGCGUCCAACUGAAGGAAUGGCUGUCGCGGCGCUCGAGCGGCCAAUUGGCGCAAUCGCUGGAAUCCUUCCUCAUAAAACCCAUUCAACGCGUUCUCAAAUAUCCGCUCCUUUUGUCGCAAAUGAAGAGCUUUUGUGCCAAAGAGUCGCCGCAAAGUCGUCGUCUGGACGACGCGUUGAAAGCCGUGGAAAGCGUGGCCGAACACAUCAAUGAAAUGCAACGAAUUCACGAGGAAUACGGCGCCAUCUUCGAGCACUUGGCCAGAAGUCACGCGCGCGUCAGCCAACAGAGCGUCGACCUCUCGCCCACGGCCCUGAUUCACUACGGCGGCAUCCAAUGGAUCAAUUCGAUGGAGUUUUUGGGGAAAAACUCGCGAAAAGGCGUUGAAUUGCAUUCAAUGUGUUUUGUUUUCAAACAAUUCGUUGUCUUUCUCUGCAAAGAAACCAUUCGUCGCAACAAACGUCAGACGGCGUCCAACGCGUCGUCGCAGUCGUCGCGCACCGAAGUGGAGAUCAUUCGCCACCAAACCCUCAUUCCCGUGAUUGAAGUACAGGUGAGGGCUUCGGCGCAGAAUCAGGAAUCGGAACACGACUUCCGGUGGGAACUGAUCCAACUGAAGACGAGCGGCGGGAAGCGCUCGGAGAAGAUCUACCGCUUGUCCAACAGUUCGUGCGAAUAUCGGAACGCCUUCUUGCGGACGAUUCGGCAAAUAAUCCGCGAAGACGUCCGCCAGAUGUCGUGUCAGUUGAAGGCGUCGGCGGCGAAGCAGUCGUCCGAUUCUGUCGUCGCUUCUGUCGUCAAAGAGGACGACACGACGGGAGAGACCGUCGCGUGCGGUCUCUGCGGGAAAGACGUGUCGAUUGGCUGUCGCUCUAAAGACCAUUCGAUGACGUCAUCGGAUUCGCCGAUUUGGAAACGACGUCAAGACUCCGCCUCUUCUUCGCGUUGA